UAGAGUUAAUCCAUAGAUUAAUUCGAAGAUUAUUCUAAUCCUUUAAAAUAAGUCAGGGGUUAAAAACCCAAGUCACAAUAUCAAGGGGGUUAAAAACUUUUGCUGAGGAAGAAUUUGUAAACAUUGAAAAAGCAUUUUUUUGUAAAAUCAUUUCCUAAUUCAAACAAAAUGCUGAAAUUAUGUAAUCUUCGUGUUUUACCGAACUAUGUAAAUACAAAAUUUAUUCACACAAGUGGAUCAAACUUUAUUGAUCAUAAGUGGAGGGAAGCCAAUCGCCUUUGCCGGAAUCCAAACACAGAAGGACCGCUUACUGACUUACCUGAUUUCACCUACAUGGAUGGCAGACCAACUCCUUUUGGUCGAGCUCAAAAAUUUCGGCUGAUUAAUCAACAAAGACUUGCAGAAAAAAUUUACACUGGCACUAAAGAAAUUGAGUUUGCAAUCAACCGACAUAAGAAAUUAAAAGAAGAUGAAAUUAAAAAUAAGCAAGACAUAUUGGAUAGUAAAUUUAAACGCAAGGGUCAUCAUUUGCUGCAAAAGAAUGAAUAAUUUUUAAAAUAUUUUCACGUUCUUAGUCAGGAACAACAAAUAAAAUGCUUAGAUAACAAUGUCGUAAAAAUCUUCUCUUUUCUAUUUUCUUUGUCAAACAUUUAUCUUAAUGCCAAUUGAAUUUCAUCUGUGGUUUUCCCUUUUGUUUCGGGAAUCACAAAAAUUGUAAAUAACAAUCCUAACACACAAAAUAUUGCAAAAAACAAAAAUGAUGGACCCGUUCCCAUUGCUUCUGUCAUCAUUGAAAAAGUCAAUCCAAUGACAAAAGUCAGAGAGAAAUUCCAAACCUGGCCAAAUGGUGCAACAAAAGCUUUGGCCUCUUGCAAGAAAAGUUCACCUAGCA
This is a messenger RNA of Clunio marinus, 892 nucleotides long. Lineage: Eukaryota; Metazoa; Arthropoda; Insecta; Diptera; Chironomidae. The record is from the annotation of a GenBank genome assembly.